AUGUUAGCAGCAUUGAAAAGACAAUGGUCAAUGUAUGACCUUCAAUAUGUGUUUAUCGCUCUAGUCUUUUUUGUUGACUUUUCAAUCAUACAAUUACCGACGUUGAUUCCUCGAUUCAUUUUAGCAGGUCUUUUGAUAACCUCAUUCUUUAUUCCAUACAUCAAACGUUUUACUGUACCCGCUUUACCCAUUUUCACUUGGCUCACCACAUUUUAUGCCUGUCAAUUCAUUCCUCUCGAUUAUCGACCCGAUCAUAUCUUUGUCAACCUUUUGCCUACACUUGAACGUAUCCUUUAUGGUGCCAACCUUUCAGAGAUCAUUUCUCAACAUACUCAUCCUGUACUUGAUGUCUUGGCCUGGCUUCCUUAUGGUGUCAUUCACUUUUCAUUUCCUUUUAUUCUCUCUUUAUUGUUGUUUGUCUAUGGUCCUCCGGGUUGUCUCAAGAUUUUCGGCAAAGCAUUUGGUUUUAUGAACCUUGCUGGUGUUUUGACUCAAUUACUGUUUCCUAAUGCAUCUCCAUGGUAUGAAAUAAUUUACGGCUCAGCUCCUGCUGACUAUUCCAUUCCUGGUGAGGCAGGCGGAUUACUACGUAUUGAUGAAAUUCUAGGGUUAGACCUCUAUGGUUCCACUUUUGGCACUUCUCCUCUUGUGUUUGGUGCUUUUCCUUCACUUCAUUCUGGCUGUGCUACCAUUGAAAUGCUCUUUUUUGCCUACUUGUUUCCUCGCAUGAAACCUGUUGCUAUCUUUUACGUCAUGUGGAUGUGGUUCUCCACUAUGUAUCUUACGCAUCAUUACAUGAUUGAUCUUGUCGGGGCUCUAUUUAUGCUAUCCUCGCUUUUGCAGUCGCACAAAACUUUUUGCCUAAACAUUGAACACGAUCCUCGCGAUUACUACAAGCUUCCAAUGACAUCAGACGAAGAAGAAAAGAAUGUCGUAAGAGCCAUCCGACCUGAACCUUUAAGGGUUGCCACCGCUGAAUUAUUUACAACUUACAAGACAGAAGAAGAAGUAGUAGCAUUACCUGCUUUAUCUCCUGGCUAUUGGUCUUCUACUUCUGAACCCACUUCACCCAUCACUCCUCAUACGCCUUCAUCAGGCAGUCCUCGCUUGCAAUUCAACAAACCAUAA
Gilbertella persicaria is the source of this 1128-nucleotide messenger RNA. RefSeq lists its product as uncharacterized. The record is from RefSeq and is a predicted model, not a curated record. Bases 1 to 1128 code for a protein of 375 amino acids. Gene Ontology annotation, molecular function: inositol phosphoceramide synthase activity. Gene Ontology annotation, cellular component: inositol phosphoceramide synthase complex. Gene Ontology annotation, biological process: inositol phosphoceramide metabolic process; sphingolipid biosynthetic process. The transcript has 3 exons. NCBI's taxonomy places the organism in Eukaryota, Fungi, Mucoromycota, Mucoromycetes, Mucorales, Choanephoraceae.